Gallus gallus (chicken) is the source of this 3642-nucleotide messenger RNA. RefSeq names its product brain expressed associated with NEDD4 1 (gene BEAN1). Lineage: Eukaryota; Metazoa; Chordata; Aves; Galliformes; Phasianidae. The transcript has 6 exons. Gene Ontology annotation, molecular function: protein binding. The coding region runs from base 28 to 969 and encodes 313 amino acids. The record is from RefSeq and is a predicted model, not a curated record.
GCCGCCGGGGAGCCGCGGCCGAGGCGCAUGGAGACAGCGACCGCCGCCGCGGGCUGGGUUCUUUUCUUCCAUCUCCCUCUCAUCUCUGCGAGCUCCAUCCGCAUUGGGAUAGGCAGCAACUCCAGCCUCUAUGAGCAAAGCAUUCUGCCAUGUAAGAAGGAAGAACUGCAGUGUGGCACCGGGCUCUGCCUCUCCAACUGGCUGCGCUGCCGCUACAGGAAGGACUGCGGCCGGGACUACAUGUCCAUCCAGCUGACGUGCUCCAAAGUCCACCUGAACCAGAGCAGCCCGACCAGUGAGCUCCCCAGCUACAGUGAGAAUGGCAGUGAUGCCAGUUUACUUGUUUCUCCCCUUCUGGUGGCUGGAGUAGUGAUUGGACUUGUGCUGUUUCUGUCCUGUGUCACCAUCAUUGUUGGCAGUCUGCGGAAGGAUGGACGGCUGAGACACCCGCACCAGAGGAGAGACACUGCUUAUGCUCCAGAUGGCUUCUCUUACAGCGGCUCUUUUGGAGAACUGAGAUCCACCUGCAUGGAGGAGUUUCCCCCAGGUUUUGAUUUUGGUUCCUAUCUGGAUACACUUUCUCAGGUCAACAUCAUGUAUCCCGAUUCACCUCCACGCUACGAUGAAUGCGUGGGGCCAGGAGCAACGCAAAUAUAUAUUCCCACAGAUGAUCCCCCCCCAUAUUCCCUUACAGACCCCUGUCAAAGAAGUGAAAUACCUACAAACAUCAGCCUGGAGGAGCAGGAAGAAGCGGCAGGGACUGCAGGGCAGGCAGCACACCACGCCACCAGGCUACAGGGCUGGCAGCAGCCCACCCCAUCUAUCUCUCUGUCGCCGCUCCCCACAGAGGCUGCUCCCCGGUAUGAAGCCGUGGUGUGUGAGCACAACAUCCCCAUCCCGCUGGUGCCAGUGGAAGUACUGAAAAACUCUCCCGCUGACUAUCAGACCAUUCUGAGCCAAAUCCUGUGAAUAAAAGGGGUUUUCUCCUUCCGUCUUUCUGAAGAACUCGGACUGACAAAAAGAACACAUUUAAAUGGGAGAAUUAAACCUCUUAAAGUUUUACCUAUUUUAUAUCUUUACUAAGGGACCUAAUGGGAUUGUUUUUUAUUUUUUACAGUGAAUUUUGAAAGUUUACCUAAACUUCCCUCUUUGUGCUUCAAAGCGUUCCAUGGCGUCACGUAGCACAGAACAGCAGCAGUGAGGAGCAGUGCGUUGGCCUUCCUGAAGCAUCUCAGAUCUCACUGACAUUGCCACUCAAUGUAUAUACAUGUUAUCCAGUCAAGCUCACUCCUCGAUUUGAUGAUAAUUUGCAUGCUUUAGAGCAGAAGGAAGGAGAAGAGCAUUUCUCGUCUUUGUAGGUGUCAGUAGUACACUUUAUCCAAUGUCUUGGCAACAAACCAUCUUUUAAAAAUUCUUUUUCUAAAUACGUAUUCCCACAGACAGAAACAGAACACAGCCUGCAAAACACGAUUAUCAGCACCAUACAGAAGCCAAAUAAAAAAGAGGCAUCUUUUGAUACCCGUGCUUUUCCCUCAGAUACCCCAGCCAGUUCCAAAACCUGCUGUAAACCUCUCACAAAGUCAGGAGCAAGCAGCAGGAGGGUAGCAGCAGCUGCCCCAACACCGGCUGCCAUGCCAAGGGCACUGUGCCCAGCUGUGUGAGGGCCCAGGGCUGCACACCCCUCACUUGGCACAGGUGGAGGACAGCACCUGGAACCCCAGCAGCUGCUCCACGCUGGUUCCCAUCCAGCAUGCCUACGUUGUCAGGCACUUCAGUUGCGAGCCUGUAGGAUAAAGAAAGGACCUCCAGUAACUGAAGAAGCGUGAGGUAAAUAGUAGAUGCUGGCUGUGGCACACACAGUAACAGAGAACCUCCCUGUGUACAGAAACUCCUCAUAUUAGACAUGACCCUCCUCACUGACAUUUUGCUAUUCACAUUAGCCCCAGUUCAUAGGCUUGGGCUUCUCAUGUGCUCAUCUGAUGAACGUGUGGAGGUGGGGACGAGUGCUCACGGGAGCAGCAGAAGGAAACCACAGAAAUGAGUUUCAUCUUUCAUGGUGCAUACAGUCUCUGCUUAAGGACCUCAACCAAGCACUCAACACAGUUAUCAGAAGUGCAUCUGCGUUACAUCUCUUAGAGAUAUUUUCACUGAAAAAUGUGGAAUUUUUACAUUGAUAAAAUGAACUUCAGGUUAUUACCCCCACUAAGGAUAAGUAAAAAGGAGUAUAAAUAAACAUAUAACUGUAUUUAACUGCAAGCAUCAUUCAAAUUAUUAAAAUUACAUUUCAAUUUUCUGUAAAUACUAAAUAAUUUCCAACAGUAAUCAUUACUCAACACUCCAAAGAUCGAUGCAAAUAUAAUUAAUAUAUAGAUGGGAAGUAAUCAUUUGGUUCUUACUGCUCUGUAAAUCAUACCAUUGCUGAGUCAUAUGCACAUGAUGGAAUCAGAUAAGUAUGCAUUUUUUUCUAAGCAGAUAACAGUAAAUAUGUAUUUUGCUAAAAAACAGAAAGCUUUUGCAGAUCUCUGAAGUUUUCAAUGUAUUAUACCCAAAACAACAAAAACUCACAGUUUUGCAUUGCAAAGUAAGCUGGUGGGCACUGCAGAAUUUAGACUACAUUCAGUACUUGUAUCUUUAAUGGACAGAGCUACUCUUCUGCAUGAAGUACCAGCAGAGGCAGUUCUGUGGCACACAAAGUACCGCGCAAUUGGAGACAGAACUCUGCACUGUCAAUCAGGGCCAGAAGAGAAAACCAACACAGAUGUUUAGCAGCCAGCUUUAUUGGCAGGAAGAUAAGAAGUGAAGGAAAGCACAGAGGUUUACGUAGAACAGGGCAUGUAAUGGGGACAGACCAGAACUGUGGGCUGAUGCUGGGGGCUGGAGAGGGAAUCCAGCAAGUAUCAGAAGGUAAAUGGGACUUUGGUUUUUGAAUGUGCCUCUUUGCUACCUGUACAGCAAAGCUGGGGGCGCUGCUGAAGACCAGCCAUUCACAAGUGUCUGCUCUGUUAUACAGAUGCUUCCAGUUUCUGUGUACUGUGGGCAGUGCUUCUGCCUGGCUGUUAACCCGACAUGGAUUUCAGGCCCUGCCACUACCUUUAUGUCAGAGGAAAAUAAUAAUUUGAUUUUACAGAAUAAAUCAAUUUUAAGCAGACCUCUGAAGAAAAUGGCAGAUUUCUAUUUCGCCUCACAGUAGAAAUACUGUACUAAAAUUAGAGCAGAUUGAAUCCAACCUUUCCCCAGGUGAGGACAGGCGCAGCGCCGCCCUGCAGCCACACAGCACAGAGCGCACAGCGGGACUCAGCCACCCCAUCACCAACCAAAGCACUCCGUAGUUCGGAUCCCUGAUAGAGCCCAGCAAAACAGACAGAGCACCUCAGAGUACAGGUCAGCUCCCAAUAAACCCAGAAGAAAUUCACAGCCCCUUAUCAGACUUUACACUCUGGUAUCAUUAUAACAGCAAUCCUAAAGCCAAGCUGAACAUAGGCCUCCUGUUUAUUACAUGAUUAAUAGGAGAACGCAGACUGUUUGGAGAUGCUGUUUCUUGCCUACAAGACAACAACGCUGUAUUUCUGUAGUCAUCUCUUCUGCUUUGAUUUUUGGUAUAUGGAUCUUUGCAUACAACUUUUAUUAAAGAACAUACACUCA